Bombina bombina (fire-bellied toad) is the source of this 1699-nucleotide messenger RNA. RefSeq lists its product as uncharacterized. The transcript has 2 exons. Bases 595 to 1344 code for a protein of 249 amino acids. The record is from RefSeq and is a predicted model, not a curated record. NCBI's taxonomy places the organism in Eukaryota, Metazoa, Chordata, Amphibia, Anura, Bombinatoridae.
AGGCGAGGCGAAUCAGGGGCCUGUACCGUUGCAUGUUUUUGGAGCCAUGCGGUCGGCCUCUUCAGCUCCUGGGCCUUGUGCGUGUGUGAUGUCACAAGCUCCGCCCCCCGCUACGUCACUCCGGGUCUCUGUGCCAUCUUGUUCCACAAUUUUAAGUGCACAGAGACCGGAGGCAGCAGGGAGACCCAACAAGGAAGCAGCCAUCGUCCACACGGAUCCCCACUAAGGUAAGUGGGGCAUCCGGAGUUGGCGGUGACUGCCUGGGGGGAGAAGCAGCAGUUAAAAAAGGGCAGUGUGGCGGUAGGAAGGGAAAAGAGCCCAUGAAAAAGUACAAGGGGUUAAAAUGGCUGCACGCAAUAGGAGGGAAAAAGUUAGAGAAGGGCAUAAAUUAGUUGAAUUAACCCCUACUGGGAAAGGCAUAAAAAUACAGGAGGUUACAUGAAUAUUUUGUCAAGCCUUAAAAAGAGGCUGCUAGCUAGGGGGCCAUGCAGUUUACAGGGUGUGGGUGGACUACAGACAUAGGAACAGGGUGCAGGGGGCCUCAUCGUUGACUCCAGUGAUACCCCCACUUGCCCUCUUGUUUUACAGGUUUCAAUGGCGUUAUCGGCUACUGCAGUAUCUGUCGGCAAAGCUGCUGCGGCAACGCAGAUGCAGGCUGGGACGUCAGCGGCAUCUGUGACUCCAGCUGUGAGACAGAUUCCCCGGCCUACACCGUUGAUAUCCGUUCCUGCGUCUUCUGGAGCUGAGGCGACGGCGGGAGCUGGUGAGGGGCUGCCGUGCAAAAGAGUGUGGAUCUUGGGACAUUCGUAUGUCCAUUGGGCAGCUUUGCGUGCAGCAGCAAGAGCAGGAGGCUUGCAGUUGGGGUUGCUGUCGCGGAGGAUGGGCAUUCGUUGGCUGGAAAAGCGUGGAAUGAUGUGGUCGGAUUUGCCGACUCAAGUGGCAGAGGCCAGAAGGCGGUGGGGGCGUCCCCACGUGAUUGUAUUACACUUAGGCGGCAAUGAUGUUGGGACUAUGCCCAUGGGGGAUUUGGCUAGUAUCAUGCUUGCGGAUAUUAGGUGGUUGGUGGCUCAGUUUCCUGGGGUCAAGAUUGUUUGGUCGCAAAUUAUUUCUAGAAACGUCUGGAGGCACAUGAGUUCCCGUAAGGCAGGUUUUAGGGUGAAGAGAAAGCUUAUUAGGGAUGUAGGUAAGGCAGUGUUAGCUGCAGGGGGUAAGGUUAUCACCCAUGACAACAUCAGGAUUAAUUCCCCCGGUCUCUUCCGCAGGGAUGAGGUACAUCUGUCUGACACGGGUACCGAUUUGUUUUUGCACAAUAUUAGGCGUUCCCUGGCUUCCCUUUGUGUUUAGUGGCGGCAAGAGUUCCGUGUCCUCUUUGGGUGGCGGCAGCAGGGGUGUGACAAAUUUCCAGUUGGGACAGCCUGGCGGUGAAAAGAGGAGGGGGACAGGCGAGCACAUUCAACGUCAGCCGCAAGGGCUUAUGCUCGGUGGCUCCCUGCACGAUCCCUCCUAAAAAAGCCCUCCAGGCUGUCAGAAUGGGGGGUAUCCCCCAUUGCUUUAGGGCGGUCUCACCCCUUUCUUAGGAGUUGUAGGACAGGGAUGUUUCUUGCCGGCCAACGCUAAGUUAUUAUUACUAAGUUAUUUAAGUUUAAGUAUUAAGUUAUUCUUUAAUAAAUGCAACCCUUGUCCCCGGACGGGGAAGGUU